AUGGGAAAUACAUCAUCUCAGCCUGAACCAUUCCCCGAAGUACCCGAGGAUUUUGGAGACAUCGUUCCCGAAACUCCGAAGUCUUCGCAAGCUAAUGGGACGAAGAAAAAUAAAAAUAAACAUGUCUCCACAACAUCUAAGGCUUUAUCGCCAGCAAUUGCGGAAGCCGAUGGUACAAAGCAACCAUCAGAGUUAGACUCCAACAUGUCGAAUCCUUCGAAGCGAAAGCGCGAAUCUGAACCUGAGCACAAGCAAAAAGCCAAGAAGCAUCGCAAAUCAGAAAAGCUUGUUGCCAAACAAGCUUCACCAGAAAGCAACCCACCACCCUCUGAAAUUACUGCUCAAGUUCCCCCAACUCCCAGCCAACCCACUCCAUCUAAGCCCAAGGCGAAGAAGGCUCGCAAGCAGAAUGGCGAAGACUUGAAGACCCCGACUUCGUCUACUUCUCAGCCUACUCCCAACUUAAAGGUUGCAGAAGAACCGCCUGCUGCAAAGCAGCUGACUAUCACCAAGCAAACUCCAGUGUCUGAAUCACCCAACCCCGAGGGUAGCACAGAAGGCACAGCCAACCGAGUCAGAGGCUCACGCACUAGGGAGAAAGACAACUUAAAAAUUGGCUUCUACACGCCGGAGGAAGUGGGAAAAAUAGAAGCAUACAAACUCAACUUUUGCACUAUGCAUGGCAUUUCUAGCAUUAAAUUCGACGAGAUGAUCCAGCAUUCCGAGCGUGGCGGAAACGGCGAAUUUCCACUCACGGACGUGAUCUCAAAAAGCGACUUCUGGAACGAGAUCUACGCUCUUGUUCCAGACCGUGACCGACGAUCUGUAUACCGAUUCAUGCGCCGACACUUCCAAGCUUCGUCUCAAAAAGCGCACGAUUGGUCGAAGGAGCAAGACGAUGAGCUUAUCGAGCUCCAUGCCAAGCACGGUCCAAAAUGGACUUAUAUUGGUAAGCUCAUUGGGCGCAGUGAUGACGAUGUCACUCAGCGCUGGAAGAACAAGCUUGAGCACCAGGGCACCAUGAAUCGAGGCGCGUGGGGGGAGGAAGAAACCAGGAUUUUCCUGAACGCCAUGGAAUCAACGUGGCUCACCAUGAGGCCUGUGCUUGGCGAUAAGGCAGGCAAGGACAUGUACGAGCUGGAUGAGCGCCUCGUUGUAUGGGGUAAUGUCAGCAAGGCGAUGGGCCAUUUGCGGUCUAGACAACAAUGUGCAGACAAGUGGCGCAAGGUCGUGAGGCAGGUCAUGCUCUUGCGGGCUAAUGGCCAGCCAGGCGCGGUAUUCGAUCCCAAAAUCGCUGCUAAGAAAAAUUCCCACUGGAACCUGAGACUGGAGGCUCGAAGGAAGAGCUCUCAAUUCGUGGAUGAUGAUUCUGAUGAUGACGAAGCCACGAAGACUACUACCUCAAACCUAAAUCCCAAGGCCGAGACAGCGCAAUCACCCAUUGCGAAUGACAAUGUUGAGUCUGGCCACGGAGCACAAUCCGAGGAGGGUGAGCCCGACUUGCCCGAGCCUCCCAAAAAGGCUAAGAAGUCAAAAUCCAAGAGCAAGCACACCGAAGACGCCACCUCUGAUCCUAUCAACGAAGUUCUGUCGUCUCCUGCUGCUCCUAAAAAGAGCAAGGAGGACAGGAAGCGCGAGAAAAAGGAGCGGCGAGAGAAAGAGAGACAAGAGAAAGAGAAGCAAGAGAAGAUUGAGGAAGAAGUUCAGGAGGACAAGGCUGCACGCAAGGAGCGCAAGCAGAAGAGGAAGGAAGAGAAGAAGCGAAAGAGACAAGAGGAAGAGGAGCGUCUUCUUGCCGAAAAGGCUAAUGAGGCAGCUAACAGCGAUGCUGAAGCCCCCGAGCCUCCUAAAAAGAAGAAAAAGUCAAAAAAGCAGAAAGAAGCCUCCAUUAACAGCCCUCGCUCUGUUAUCGAAGAAUCUCCAUUGCCCGAAUCACUUGCUGCUCACAGACCUGUCGCUGAAAACGAUGCUGUCGUUGAUAGAUCUGACUCUGAGGACAGCAGCGAAGUCAACGUCAAGUACGAGACCGACUCGGAUUAG
This is a messenger RNA of Penicillium vulpinum, 2040 nucleotides long. RefSeq names its product MYB DNA-binding domain protein. Gene Ontology annotation, cellular component: nucleus. The record is from RefSeq and is a predicted model, not a curated record. Gene Ontology annotation, molecular function: DNA-binding transcription factor activity; transcription cis-regulatory region binding. The transcript has 2 exons. Gene Ontology annotation, biological process: regulation of DNA-templated transcription. Lineage: Eukaryota; Fungi; Ascomycota; Eurotiomycetes; Eurotiales; Aspergillaceae. The coding region runs from base 1 to 2040 and encodes 679 amino acids.